AUGAACAGGCUGUUGUAUUUUCACCUAGGGCCCCUGCAGACCACAGAUCCCACCACAGAGCUAAAGAGACUCUGCACUGGCCAAGACUGCCCCCAGAGGUGGAUGUCAUCUCCCUGGUCCACCUGCUCUGUGAGCUGCGGGGGAGGGGUGCAGAGCCGCAGGGUGAUUUGCCUGCUGGGGGAACGAGUGGACGGUGUUGGCGCAACGGAGGAGAACCCCUGCGCUCAAGCCGGAAAGAGACCCCCAGACACACAGCCGUGUAACCCCCAGCCCUGCAAGUCAUGGGCAACGUCCUCCUGGAGCCCGUCUCAGUGCCACGGGCCCUGUGUGGGACUUCACUUGGCCAUGCAGAAGAGACAGGUUUUCUGUCAGGCUCAGACUGGCACCAGACUCCCCACUGUGGAGUGCAGAGCUCUUCCCAGGCCGAACUCCCACAGGAACUGCUCCACAGAGUCAUGCUUUCCACACUGGCGGACGGGAGCUUGGACACAGUGCACCGCCACCUGCGGGAGCCACGGCUUCCAGUCCCGCCGUGUGACCUGCAUCCGGCCCCGCGGGCCUUCAGGUGCACCCCUCCAGCUAAAUUGCCCCCUCAGAGGACGCCCUGCUGGCUGGCGCCGCUGCAACAUCCAGCCCUGCUCAGGGGCUGCUGAGUGCCGGGACAGCACCAGGUACUGCGAGAAGGUCCAGCAACUGGAGCUCUGCUCGUUGGCCCAGUUCAAGACCCGGUGCUGUGAGUCCUGCCGGGCCACCUGAGGGGAACGUGGGUGGAGUCAGAGUGGUGAUAUGAGGAGUGAGGCCACAGACACGCACAAGAGCCACGCCUAGACCAAGAGGCAGAGCUGAAGACGAGCCCAUGGAACCUGUUUAAAAGCACAGAUGCAAACAUUCACUUUGACUCCCAUGAAGGCUUUGUUGUUAUUAAUCUGAUCUUUUGUAGUGUUUUGCUAGAAAUAUUGUGGUAAUAUGAGGCUCCAAAGGACUCUGCAGGAACUCGGAGGCACGUAGCGGAAACCGCAGCUGGAGACUACAAUGUAGACCAACCCCCCCUUCAGGAGCUGUGGAGCACUUGCAGGAUGCAGAGAUGUGUGGAAGUGUUCGAUUAUGGAUUAUGAAUGUCCGAUGACCACAGACCGAUCACGGUUUGUCCUUGUGCUUGUUCAGUUUCCUUUCAGAAGAAAACCAGCAGCAGUCGUUUUCAGGCCAGAUUUUCUCUCUAAAACGUUGAAUCUGCAGACUUUAUUGUUGAGUAUUUUGAAAAAUGCACAUGCUGCUGCGGAGACAGCCUCACGUCAGUUGUCCCGUGGACAACAGAAAACCAAAGACCGGAAUUCGUUUGGACCUUCACUCUAUGUCCCUAUUUGAAUCUAUUCUAAAAAUACUCACAACUGACACCCAAGACACAGUGGAGACAUCAGCAGGCUCUUUAUCGCACUGCUUAAUACAGAACAGAAUUAAAUUGUGCUAAAAAUUCAAAAAUGUCGACUUUUUUAAAAAAAAUUAAAGAGUAACAAGUAAUCCUUGACAUGCUCUUCAAACAUUCAACGUUUCUGCACAAUGCAAUUAAAUAAAAGUAAUAAUAGAAAUGCACCUGCAAUGAAAAAUAACCCACCAUUCGCUCACAGUGUAAUUCACAUUUAACGGUAACAGAUUUGCUGCACUAAUUUCCUUUAUUAGUCAUCAAGCAAGAAGUUUACUCUGUGCUGUGAUCUUCAAGCCAGUAAUUUAUAUCACAAUAGUUGGCUUUCAUUUCAUAAGAAUUCGGGCUGAAACAAAUUUUCUGAAAACUUUCCACUGAAAGCUGUUAUUUCUUCACAUGUGUAACACCCUUCUGAAACAAUAAAACACAUUUUUUUGGAAACACAGUUCAUGGAUGUCAGUUGAGUACGAAAUGUAAGCAUUUUAACAGAGUUUUUUACUGUUCUUUCCAGAUUUUAGGUUGCAAGAUUCUCGCUUCACAUAAUGUUCAGUUACCAAAGUACCAUGAAGAUGCAAAGGUUUUAUAAAGUGUGCAUCCAUAUUCAGAUUUUCUACAUUUUAUUUAUCUAGAAAAUCUGAAUAUGGAUGCACACUUUAUUCAACCUUUUUGUAGUUUAAUAUUGUAUUUUACAGUCCAGUCUGAAGCAGUAAGAGUUUGAGCAGAAUGAAUAGUGAAAGAGUGGUCAUUGAAAAUCUGUCACUGUGGUGCAAGUCUUGAAGUUUUGUAAAUAAUUUUGAUGAGAUUUUUGCUUUGGUAGAACUUUGUUAAUGAACUUUCCUACAGCUAUUUAUUACAGUGCAAUGAUUGUGUAAAUAAGAGAUUUGCUGUAUAGUUCUGUUUCUUGUACAUAUCCUUGUGUGGCGUCUCAUAGUGACAGUCAAAUGCAUGCCAUGGGAUUUUCAAUUUUGUCUUUAUGUUUUUGUUUUUGCUGUGCUCAGUGAUACUGUACCAGGUCUGGUUGUCCCGCUUAAUAAAAUCAUUAACAUUCCUUAGCUACUGUACAUUUGCCAGUGAUCGCCUCUGUUGGAACAGUUUUCUUUUGUUGCAAAAUGGCAUUUUGGGAAGAACACAGUUUCACAGCGGGUGGCACUGGCGCCUCACAACUUCUAGGCUGUGGGUUUGUAUGUGGGUUCAGAUUCAGCUUAGUCUGUGUAAUUUGCA
Molecule: messenger RNA, 2641 nt
Organism: Scleropages formosus (Asian bonytongue)
Lineage: Eukaryota; Metazoa; Chordata; Actinopteri; Osteoglossiformes; Osteoglossidae
Product: ADAMTS-like protein 1
Exons: 5
Coding region: 1-756 (251 amino acids)
Biological process (GO): extracellular matrix organization; proteolysis
Cellular component (GO): extracellular matrix
Molecular function (GO): metalloendopeptidase activity
Source: RefSeq, a predicted model, not a curated record